GUGAUCUCCCUCACACAGCCGCUCGGCUCACGGGUUCUUUGGUUGCUUAUCUAGCUCCGGCCACUCGUAGCCAGUGGCAUUCCGGUCAAUAGGCGCCGAGGUCUCGCCGCCGGCCUAGAGAGAGAAACAGAUCAAGAGAGAAGAUUCGGAUAUAUAUAGAUAGAGAGAGAAAGUACAGGGGUUAAGAGAGAGAGAGAGGGGGUGAGGCCGGGGGGGCGGCAAGAUAGAGGGGAGCGUGCGCAGGAAGCUGAUGAGGCUCCUGUCGUUCGUGCCCUGUGGCUGCCGUGCUGGACCCAUCGACGACGCGCCGCCCGCCGAUCACCACGCCGGAGACGCCGCCGCCGCGGCGAGGAGGAGGCGCCGGAGGAGGAGGGUCGCCGCCGCCGGAUCCGUUGGUGGUGCAGCCGCCGCCCAGUACUGGCGCCCGUCGCUCGGGGACAUCUACGAGGAGUGCAGCACCGACGCGGCCAAGGCCGCCGCCGGCGGGCCGGCGAGGGCCAAGAAGGCGGCGUCCUGGGACGUCGCCAGGGUGCUGCCUCGCGCCCACAGCGAUGAAUACCGGCACCUCGAGAGGGCGUCGUCCAUGCCGGCGUUCGCGCCGACGGCGUACCUGUUCUGAUGACGAUCAUGGCGGCGGCGUCGGCAUCGACCACGAAUCGACGACGACGACGACGACAAGUACCGGCCACCAUAAGUAUUGUCUGAAGCAUGUAUACAGAUUAUUAGCCACGUAUUGCAGGACCAAGGAUCUAUACGCAUCCAUCAGGAGGAAAUAAAGUUUGUCUCUUCUUCGGUUCUUCCUCAAGACAGAGUCGUCACAGAGAGAGAUAGCAGCGCGCGCGUGUCUAUAUAUAUAGUGUGUGUGUGUGUGUGUGUGUGUGUGUGUGUGUGUGUGUGUGUGUGUGUGUGUGUGUGAUGGUUUGGAUGAGCUACUAGAGAUGAUGUGCGCAUAUACAUGUGGCGUCAUCGAUCACCAUGCAUGACAUGCUCGCUUGUAAUAAUAAAUCUUCUCAUGGUGUAAGUGUCAUGCACAUAAUUACUAUGUAAGUAUAGAGAGAGUGGUGAUAAUUAGAGACUAUCAAAGUCCACAUAAGUAUAUGAGAAAUUUGCAGCUGAUGGUACGAAACUUAAUUACAUUGAUA
Panicum virgatum (switchgrass) is the source of this 1142-nucleotide messenger RNA. RefSeq lists its product as uncharacterized. The record is from RefSeq and is a predicted model, not a curated record. NCBI's taxonomy places the organism in Eukaryota, Viridiplantae, Streptophyta, Magnoliopsida, Poales, Poaceae. The coding region runs from base 251 to 619 and encodes 122 amino acids. The transcript has 2 exons.